Malurus melanocephalus (red-backed fairy wren) is the source of this 1726-nucleotide messenger RNA. RefSeq names its product G3BP stress granule assembly factor 2 (gene G3BP2). Gene Ontology annotation, cellular component: cytosol; ribonucleoprotein complex. NCBI's taxonomy places the organism in Eukaryota, Metazoa, Chordata, Aves, Passeriformes, Maluridae. The record is from RefSeq and is a predicted model, not a curated record. The transcript is spliced from 12 exons. Gene Ontology annotation, molecular function: mRNA binding. Bases 192 to 1640 code for a protein of 482 amino acids.
GCUGUGACAUCGCCGCCGCCGCCGCCGCGCCCCGCUCGCCCCGUGCCGCCCGCGCCGCGGGACGCGCCGCCCCAGGGACACGCUCGCCGCGCCCGACUCCGUGCAGCUCCCGGCGGCGUGGGCGAAAAGGCGCCCCGGCCCCGCGCACCGAGACUUUUGUCCCUUAGYGUUUGACACUGAGUACCAAAGAAAUGGUGAUGGAGAAGCCAAGUCCCCUGCUCGUGGGGCGGGAGUUYGUGAGACAGUACUACACCCUGCUAAACAAAGCUCCUGACUUCUUGCACAGGUUUUAUGGCAGGAAUUCAUCUUAUGUCCAUGGAGGACUGGAUGCCAGUGGAAAACCACAAGAAGCAGUAUACGGUCAAGCUGAGAUCCACAAGAAGGUGAUGUCACUGCAGUUCAGUGAGUGCCACACCAAGAUCCGUCACGUGGAUGCUCAUGCCACUCUGAGCGAUGGCGUGGUUGUGCAAGUCAUGGGAGAGCUGUCAAACAAUGGGCAGCCAAUGAGGAAGUUCAUGCAGACUUUUGUGCUUGCUCCAGAAGGAUCUGUUCCAAACAAGUUCUAUGUCCAUAAUGAUAUCUUCAGAUACGAAGAUGAAGUAUUUGGGGAUUCAGAAGGAGAGCUUGAUGAAGAGUCUGAGGAAGAGGUGGAGGAAGAGCAGGAGGAAAGACAAGCAUCACCUGAACCUGUACAAGAGAAUGCAAGCAGUACUUACUAUGAAAACCAUCCCGUAACCAAUGGGAUAGAGGAGGCACUGGAAGAAUCUUCUCAUGAACCUGAGCCAGAAUUGGAAUCUGAAACAAAAGCUGAGGAGCUGAAAGCUGAAGUAGAAGAAAAGACCCUUGAGGAGCUAGAAGAGAAGUCUCCAUCUCCACCUCCUGUAGAACCUGUCUCACUACCACAAGAACCACCAAAGGCUUUCUCUUGGGCUUCAGUGACCAGUAAAAACCUGCCUCCUAGUGGUACUGUUUCUUCCUCUGGAAUUCCACCCCAUGUUAAAGCACCAGUCUCACAGCCAAGAGUGGAAAGUAAACCUGAAGCUCAGUCUCAACCUCCUCGUGUUCGUGAGCAGCGUCCCAGGGAAAGACCGGGYUUUCCACCCCGAGGACCUCGGCCAGGGAGAGGGGACAUGGAGCAGAAUGAGUCGGAUAAUCGUCGGAUCAUUCGCUAUCCAGACAGCCACCAGCUUUUYGUUGGGAACUUGCCACACGAUAUUGAUGAGAGUGAACUGAAGGAGUUCUUCAUGAGCUUCGGAAAUGUGGUAGAACUUCGCAUCAAUACUAAGGGAGUGGGAGGAAAACUGCCUAAUUUUGGUUUYGUGGUAUUUGACGAUUCUGAGCCGGUCCAGCGAAUUUUAGUUGCAAAACCCAUAAUGUUCCGGGGUGAGGUGCGCCUGAACGUGGAGGAGAAAAAAACCAGAGCCGCUCGUGAGCGAGAGACGCGCGGCGGCGGCGACGAGCGCAGGGAUAUUCGGCGCAACGAGAGAGGCCCGGGCGGGCCCCGYGGAAUAGUGGGUGGUGGCAUGAUGCGGGACCGGGACGGAAGAGGACCCCCUCCUCGGGGUGGCAUGGCACAGAAACUGGGCUCUGGACGAGGAACCGGGCAGAUGGAAGGCCGUUUCACUGGACAACGUCGCUGAAAUCUCCACUGUGGCCAGACAGUCUUGGCAGUGGUACAUUAUCCAUCGUGUUUGCAUUCUUGUUUUUUUUUUUUUUUUUUUGGCUU